AUGUCUCCGGAUAGAGGCCGGUUCAGCGAUCGGUGGAUUGAACUGUGCAUAACCGCCUUGGGAUUGACAGGCGCUCUACUUGUUGGGACGUAUAUGAUAUCAAGAAUAUCCGAGGUUUCUGAUCCCGAUCAUGAGAAAAAAGAGCAAACGCGGAUGAAAUCUGCUGCAAUACUUCGCCGCCUCGAUGGUCCAAAAGAUGGAACUACUGAUGGGGAUCCUGCCCGGCCUAGGCGGGAAGAUCUGGUGCUUUCACAGUAUGAGCAGGCGGUGCUACAAGAUUUAGUCUUUCCAGAAGACAUUCCGGUCUCAUUUGAUGACAUUGGUGGACUAAGCCACAUCAUUGAUGAGCUGCGCGAGUCUGUCAUUUAUCCACUAACUAUGCCGAAUCUCUACACCGGCUCCUCAUCGCUCCUGUCGGCGCCGCCCGGUGUCUUACUAUAUGGACCACCGGGAUGUGGGAAAACGAUGCUCGCGAAAGCCCUUGCCCACGAAAGUGGUGCCUGUUUCAUCAAUCUUCAUAUAUCGACACUCACGGAGAAAUGGUUUGGCGACUCGAAUAAGCUGGUCAAUGCAGUCUUUUCACUUGCACGAAAGCUAGAGCCCACCAUUGUUUUCAUUGACGAGAUCGAUGCAGUGCUAGGGACCAGACGAUCCGGAGAGCACGAGGCGAGCGGCAUGGUGAAGGCCGAAUUCAUGACACAUUGGGAUGGUCUUGCAUCGGCAAAUCGCCACGGUCAGCCUCAGCGCAUAAUGAUAUUGGGGGCCACCAACAGGAUUGGUGAUAUCGAUGAUGCGAUCCUCCGACGCAUGCCGAAAAAGUUUCCUGUUUCUCUACCGACGACAUCCCAGCGGCUCAAGAUCCUCAGGUUGCUCCUCCGAGACACCAAGGUCGAUACCUCGCAAUUCGACGUGGAGUAUUUGGCCAGAGCUACCGCAGGGAUGUCAGGCAGCGAACUGAAAGAGGCUUGUCGAGAUGCUGCAAUGAUCCCCGUCCGCGAGAUGAUCCAAGCACAGCGGAGAAAUGGACAGCCCAUGAACCAAGUACGGCCAGGUCACGUUCGCGGAUUGUGCACGAAUGACUUUUUUACACCCCAAGGAGGCCGCAAACGUCUGAGAGCCCAGAAAUCUACGGAGGAGAAAGAAUGGAGCACAGCAUCAAACUCGCCGGACGAUGCCUCGGAUGUUUCAGACCCAGUUGAAGCUGUCGAUGCAGCGGAGACCUUGGCACGGUAA
This is a messenger RNA of Cyphellophora europaea CBS 101466, 1233 nucleotides long. RefSeq lists its product as uncharacterized. The transcript is spliced from 3 exons. The record is from RefSeq and is a predicted model, not a curated record. Gene Ontology annotation, cellular component: mitochondrial outer membrane. NCBI's taxonomy places the organism in Eukaryota, Fungi, Ascomycota, Eurotiomycetes, Chaetothyriales, Cyphellophoraceae. Gene Ontology annotation, molecular function: ATP binding; ATP hydrolysis activity. The coding region runs from base 1 to 1233 and encodes 410 amino acids.